CUAAUAACGUUCAUUUUCUUUUACAGGCGUAUCCAUGCAGGGAAACAACCUUAUCUAUGCUUGGCAGAAGGAUGUCACGAACAUUUUGCUCAAAAGAUUGCUUUAAUGAAUCAUCAUAAAGUAACUCAUCCAGGAAUACCAUUGCCGAAGCACUGUAUUGCCACCUUGGAUGGUUCCGCAAUAACAACAUCAGCAAGUCCAAAGAAGAGAAAGCAUUUUCAGCUUCAAUGGAGACCAUUGAAUCAGAUUGUACCUGGGCAGCAAAUUCCUUUCGUGACUUCCCGGAUUAAGCAGCAAAUGAAUCAUCAACCAUUGGUAGAUAAUGCUACUAUUAGAUUCGAAAUAGAGAAGGGAAAGACGGCUUCUUCGACUGAAUCAGACACAUUUCUUGGGUCUUUAACAUGUCGUACAUCCACCCAAUCUAUCUUAUCGCCCACUAUAAGCUCAACAAGUAGCAGUAUCAUUAGUAGCAGCAGCACAGACACUUCUUUGUCAUUCUCUUCGUUGUCAUCGCUAUAUUCAGCUUGUCCAAGAUUACCCCUUCAAUCAACAUAUCAACAAUCCCCUCUUCUUACCAUGGACAUGAAUAGCUCUGCAGAAAAGGGCUGUGUUUCCAUCAGAGAUAUUAAUGAUACUGAGAAUAAUACAAUGUUCGCUUGGCGGCCAUCUGUCCCUUCUUUUCAUAGCAUUUACCGUUCUGGUACUGACAUUACAGAACUCACCUCUUCAUUAAAAACUGUAAAUACCACUACAGCCGACACUAAUCCUGCCGUGUCAGUUAAAUUCCUACCUAGUAUUAAGACAUUCCUUUCAACAACAAUUUAAGACUUAUGCCUUGGCACUGCUUGCUAACCGAAACUAUAGCUUAAAAACCUACAUUUGUUCAUUCUAACUUAUUAUCAUGUUCUUUCCUUUAGAUAUCUAUGCUACACUUU
This is a messenger RNA of Mycotypha africana, 935 nucleotides long. RefSeq lists its product as uncharacterized. NCBI's taxonomy places the organism in Eukaryota, Fungi, Mucoromycota, Mucoromycetes, Mucorales, Mycotyphaceae. The coding region runs from base 106 to 825 and encodes 239 amino acids. The record is from RefSeq and is a predicted model, not a curated record. The transcript has a single exon.